UCCCUGAUAAACCCUGACCCUAUUGGUCGACUAUCUAAGGCAUGAAUAGGGAAAGGCAUAUCCACAGAAACAAUAGGAAUCCCUAAACUAUAAGCUAAAUUUUUAUUAAUGAAAUUCCCAGCCGCGCCUGAAUCUACUAGCGCCUUAUACUGGGAAUGCAGGGAAAAAUCCGGAAAGGUGACAGAGACAAACAUAAGUGCAGCAGAGGGCUCUGGAUGAGUAUGGUGCCUACUCACCUGGGGUGAUGCCAGAGUGCCCUGCCUGCCUUCUCUAUUCCCAGAGGAACCAACCCGGCACCGAUCAGCAGUGUGAUCUCUGCGAUCAUAGAUGGUGCUCGAGCGGGUACCCCCUCCAGUCUCCCUGCGCACCAUCCCUCCCAAUUCCAUAGGUUCGGGAGAGAGAGUGCGGGAGGAUGGAACAACCAGACCCCGAUCUAGACGUCCCCGAGUAGCCAGCAUGUUGUCCAGCCUGAUGGACAUAUCCACCAGUUGGUCGAAGUUGAGGGUGGUGUCUCUACAGGCCAGCUCCCGACGGACGUCCUCGCGUAGACUACAACGGUAGUGGUCGAUCAGGGCCCUGUCGCUACAUCCAGCGCCGGCAGCCAAAGUCCUAAACUCCAACGCGAACUCCUGAGCACUCCUCUUCCCCUGCCUCAGAUGAUAGAGGAGCUCACCUGCUGCUCUGCCUUCGGAUGGGUGGUCGAAUACCUUCCGGAAAUGGCAGAUGAGCUCCUCAAAAUGGUCCAACGCCUUAUCCUCUCCACACACAGCGUUGGCCCACUCCAGGGCUUUCCCGGUAAGGCAGGAGAUGAGGGCGAAGCUUUUCUCACGGUCUGUUGGUACUGGAGAGACCGUGGCCAGAUACAAGUUCAGUUUUAGGAGAAAACCCUGGCAGCUGGCAGUAUCUCCAUUGUAUCCCGUGGGUAGGGAUAACUGGAUCCUGUUCUGUUCCGGCGGGGAAAAAACGUUCGAAGGAAUUCCAGGGGGUGGUGGAGGUACUGGACACGCUCCCUGUCUCUCCCAGCGGUCCAUACUCUGGACAAUGCGAUCCAUGGCAGCGCACAGACUGUCAAUCUCCGCCGCGUGUUCCAGGACGCGUUCCUCAACCUCCAUUAAUGAAGUGCCUCCUCCUGCUGACUUCAUUUUUAUGGUCAGAGAUUCUGUCACAAUGGCGUGUAUAAGUGGCAGAGGAAGUCAGCCGCAGGAGAGUCAAAAUAGAGUGUAGCAUGGAGUACUUUAAUAAAAGUUCCAGUAAUAAGCUCCAUAACACUCACGAAAAAAUAUAAUACAAAAUCUGGGUACGAAGACCCAUCGCACACUUAUACACAAAACACACAACACUUGACAACGAACAAUCUCUGACAAACACAUGAAGGGAAACAGAGGGUUAAAUACACAACAGGUAAUGAAUGGGAUUGACAACAGGUGUGUGGGAAGACAAGACAAAACCAAUGGAAAAUGAAAAAUGGAUCGAUGAUGACUAGAAGACCGGUGAAGUCGACCGCCGAACACCGCCCGGACAAGGAGAGGCAACGACUUCGGCAGAAGUCGUGACACCGCAUGCGAAGAGCAACUUAUGGUGAAGUCUGCCAGUGGGUCCUGACAGCGUGGAGCAUUGUCAAAAAAAUCCUCUAUCAUAAACGGGUUUCGAAAGGCAGGACUGCUGCGUGUUGAAGAAGGCAGCAUGAGCUCAUCGGGGAAUUUGCCUCCGGAUGAAAGUGACGAGAGCGACAAUGAAAACGAUCCAACAUCGGAUAAAGCAAUUCUGAGGCUAUUCAACUCCGACACCGAAGGAGAUGACUUCAGUGGUUUCAGUGCACAGGAGGAGGAAGAUAGUGACCAAUGACUUUCUUGAGAGAAUCAGAGGGGAGAAGAAGAGGAGCCCGUCCCCAUUACCUUCCCCCCAGGUGGUGUUUCUGAAGGACAUUGUGUGUUACCUGUCCCUACUGGAGAGGGGCACACCAGAGGACAAGCUGGAGUUCAUGUUCCGGCUGUACGACACAGAUGGCAACGGAGUACUGGACAGCUCGGAACUGGACCGCAUCAUCAAUCAGAUGGUCCACGUGGCAGAGUACCUGGAAUGGGACUCUGCAGAGCUGCGACCGAUCCUGAAGGAGAUGAUGGAAGAGAUAGACUAUGACCGGGACGGAACAGUCACUCUGGAGGAGUGGAUCAGAGGAGGCCUCACCACCAUCCCUCUGCUGGUCCUGCUGGGCAUGGAGACGAAUGUUCAGGAAGAUGGUCAGCAUGUGUGGAAACUGAAGCACUUCAACAAGCCAGCCUACUGUAACUACUGCCACACCAUGCUGCUGGGAGUUCGCAAGCAGGGCCUCUGCUGCUCCAUAUGCAAGUACACAGUCCAUGAACGCUGUGUGUCCAAAGACAUUUCUGCAUGCAUCAGCACCUACGCCAAGUCCCGCAGACACACCAAUGCCAUGCAGCAUGUCUGGAUGGAGGGAAACUCUCCCACUAAGUGUGACCGCUGUCACAGAAGUAUCAAGUGCUACCAGGGAUUAACGGGCCUACACUGUGUGUGGUGUCAGAUCACUCUCCACAAUAAGUGUGCGUCCAACAUGAAGCCGGAGUGUGAUGGAGGAGCCCUUAGAGACCACACUCUACUCCCCUCCUACAUCUGCCCUGUCGUCCUGGACCGUCAUUCUGUUGUGAAGCGGGGUGAAGGGGACUCCCCGCCCAACAGCAGCCCUGACAACAUGAGUCAGAGCUUGAAAUUCACAGGAGACGGACAAGCACUGCAGAUCACUCCUCUCCCAGGUACACAUCCCCUCCUGGUCCUGGUCAACCCGAAGAGUGGAGGGAGACAGGGGGAGCGGGUAUUGAGAAAGUUCCAGUACCUGCUGAACCCCAGGCAGGUGUACAGUCUCGACCGAGGGGGACCCAUGGUGGGGCUCAACUUCUUCCAUGAUGUCCCUGAUUUCCAGGUGCUGGCGUGUGGAGGGGACGGGACAGUGGGAUGGAUCUUAGACUGUAUUGACAAGGCCAACUUUGCAAAAGAUCCCCCUGUGGCUAUCCUCCCUCUGGGCACAGGGAACGACCUGGCAAGAUGUCUACGCUGGGGCGGAGGUUAUGAGGGAGGCAGCCUGCUGAAGUUCCUGCGGGACAUAGAACACAGCACAGAUAUGAUGCUGGACCGAUGGAACAUCGACAUUAUCCCUGUAGACAAGGAGGAGAAGGGAGACCCAGUCCCCAACAGCAUCGUCAACAACUAUUUCUCCAUCGGAGUGGACGCCUCCAUUGCUCACCGCUUCCAUUUGAUGAGAGAGAAGCACCCAGAGAAAUUCAACAGCAGAAUGAAGAACAAGUUGUGGUACUUUGAGUUUGGCACCACUGAGACCAUCUCUGCCACGUGCAAGAAACUCAAUGAGUGUGUCGAAGUCGAGUGUGACGGUAUCAUCCUGGACCUCAGCAGCACGUCAUUGGAAGGCAUCGCCGUCCUCAACAUACCCAGCAUGCACGGUGGCUCCAACCUGUGGGGAGAGACCAAGAAAAGGCGGAACUACAACCGCAUGAGCAGGAAGGUUCCGGAUAGGAUGCACACCAGUACCAUCAUCGAUAUAAAGGAGCUCAAGUUCUGUGUUCAGGACCUGAGUGACCAGUUGCUAGAGGUGGUGGGUCUGGAGGGCGCCAUGGAGAUGGGGACGAUCUACUCAGGCCUAAAGAGUGCAGGUCGCAGACUGGCCCAAUGUGCUAACGUUACCAUCAGGACGUCCAGGCUGCUGCCCAUGCAGAUCGAUGGGGAACCUUGGAUGCAGCCCCCGUGCACGAUCAAUAUUACACAUAAGAACCAGGUUCCCAUGCUACUGGGCCCUCCUCAGAAGACCCCCUUCUUCUUCUUCAAGAGACGCAACAGGAGUCGGGACUGAGUGAGGAGGACACUUCAAACUCUCCCAUCUUCACACAAACACGGCCCCUCCAACACCAACUGAUGACUGGACUGGUGAACUGUUCCCCAUGUUCCCCAUGGAGGAACUGGACCUUGGGAGAGGAGAGGAGGUGUAGAGGAGAGGAGGUGUAGAGGAGAGGAGGUGUAGAGGAGAGGAGGUGUAGAGGAGAGGAGGUGUGGAAGAGAUGAGGUGUGGAGGAGAGGAGGUGUAGAGGAGAGGAGGUGUAGAGGAAAGGAGGUGUGGAGGAGAGGAGGUGUGGAGGAGAGGAGGUGUAGAGGAAAGGAGGUGUGGAGGAGAGGAGGUGUGGAGGAGAGGAGGUGUAGAGGAGAGGAGGUGUGGAGGAGAGGAGGUGUAGAGGAGAGGAGGUGUAGAGGAGAGGAGGUGUAGAGGAGAGGAGGUGUGGAGGAGAGGAGGUGUAGAGGAGAGGAGGUGUGGAGGAGAGGAGGUGUGGAGGAGAGGAGGUGUAGAGGAGAGGAGGUGUGGAGGAGAGGAGGUGUAGAGGAGAGGAGGUGUAGAGGAGAGGAGGUGUAGAGGAGAGGAGGUGUGGAGGAGAGGAGGUGUGGAGGAGAGGAGGUGUAGAGGAGAGGAGGUGUAGAGGAGAGGAGGUGUGGAGGAGAGGAGGUGUGGAGGAGAUCAUUUGAAGAAGGAAGAGGAUAUUCUUAAAAAAGAAAACAACUCAAUAGUCAUUGCCCCUUGGACCGAUGGCACCACUUCAGAAUGAACCAAGUGUAAUGACCACUUCCUGUGUGUCCAUGUUCUAGCUUCUAGAACUUCCUGUUAACUUUGAACUCUGACCCUGCCACCGGCCCACUAACUCAGUUAACCCCGGCUCCAGACCCAGCUUUAGCCCAAACACACCAGUACUGCCACACUGCCUUGGCAAAACACAGUCCCAACCAACAUAUAGGUACAUUUAGUGAUACUGCCAUGAUCCUCAAAGGGAGGGAUAGAGAGAUGGAGGGAUAAAGAAACACAUAAAGAGAGAGAGAGAAACAGAAGUGGGGUAGAAGGGGAGACAGACAGGAAGAGAAGAAAAGUAGAAGAGAAGAAGUGAGGGAUGGGAUGAUCGAUACAGCAGAUGAAAGUAAGGUGUGUGUGUGUGUGUGUGUGUGUGUGUGUGUGUGUGUGUGUGUGUGUGUGUGUGUGUGUGUGUGUGUGUGUGUGUGUGUGUGUGUGUGUGUGUGUGUGUGUGUGUGUGUGUGUGUGUGUGUGUGUGUGUGUGUGUGUAUAAGUGCUCCUCUCUCUUUGAGGAACCUGUUGAAUAAUGAAUCAGAGCUUGUAGAGUAUUCACUCCAGUGUCUUUCCACGAUGCCAGAACACUGCCUGAGACAUGAAACAGAAAGAGAGCAUCUAUAAUUGACUGCUUUGUUUAUGCUUGACGGUGGCAGCAAGGCAAAAUCCACAGCAACAGUGGCAUGGGAAACUCAAACUAACAUGUAGGGAUUUUUUCCCCCCAUCAUUUUGGCCCACAACAAGCAUAUUUGAACUAGAAUUUGAAGAAUAUCUAUGGCUGAUCUGGUGUCAGGCCUUGGGGGAAAGGGAAGUUGAAGUGUUUUUAUCUCACCAUCUUCACUAAGUUACUCAGGGCCAUUGGUCUGUCCAGACGGAUCCGUGGAACAGAACUCAGUGUAGAGGGGAGACAGGGUAGAGCGGACCUGACUUCCGUAUUACUGUAGAGACAGAGAUCACUGAGAGCAGAGAUGAGCCCUGUGUCCCAAUCAGAAAAGCCCAGUAGGACAGCAUUAGGAACAGAGCCCAGUGUAGAGGGAGAGGAGACUGAAGGAGGCAUGGUAGGUCCUUACUGUAAUGUGUUAGGACAGCUUUAGAUUGAAUCAACAAGCCUCACCCAGCAACAGAUGUCCCAGAGAACACUUUUAGAGGGUUAGAGAUUGAAAUGGAUCCAGCUAGCUAGUGAUAGAAUAACAGCCUGACUGCCCCAGGCCUGAGGGGUCUGAUUUAGCACAGCUUGGACUGGACCUAAAUUUAACCUGCUAUUUCAGGAGGAUCUACACUGUGAAGCACUAUUCCUAAUUACAGUGUGAAAACAUCAGCUCGCUGUCCAAGAGUGCAAAACCCAGGGGCCCGACUGAAAAUGGUGGGUGUAAUUCCAUUCAUGUUUGUUGCUGGGCCGUACUAUUCAGGCAACAGGAAGAUAUAUUAUCAAUUAAAAUGUGCUGAACUGAAAAUCACUCUUAAAAUCAAACCGAAUGGCAAGAGCUGAACAGGUAAGACACCAGUGAGGCAGAGAUAGUGUGGCAGCUACUACGAUAUACCCUUAUAGUACUGUCCCAACAAUAGUAGCCAACUAUAUAUGUGCAGACACAGUAUUUGUAUAUCAUGGAAAUAGGUGUGGUGCACAUGAAUGUGUUUUUUAAUGAUAUAUUAUUAGUGUAGAGUUUGAGACUAUAGAAGAGCACAUAUAGAUAUAUACAUAUACAUAUAUAUACAUAUAUACAUACAUAUACAUACAUACAUAUAUAGAUAUAUACAUAUAUACAGUGUUCUUUAUUGGGUCACUUCAAUGACUCAGUCUGGGGCUGGUACACAAAACAUCCCCUCUGGCACCAUAGCACCCUCAUACCCUAGGAUUUCUUUAUUUUAUUUAUUUAUUUAACCUUUAUUUAACGAGGCAAGUCAGUUAAGAACAAAUUCUUACUUACAAUGACGGCCUACCCCGGCCAAACCCUGGACCAAUUGUGCACCUCCCUAUGUAGGAUGUAAGGGUUAGGGUGCAUGGCACAGGGGGGUGAGAGUGAAGUGAGCCCGUAUCCAACACUGAGUGUUUGUCCCAAAUGGCACCCUAUUCCCUAAAUAAUACACUACUUUUGACCAAAGCCCCAUGGGGUCAACGAAUGCGGACUGCGAGGGAGAUUGGCAGCGUGGACAAUGGUGAAAUGUCUUGUUUGGUAAGUUCUAGUUGUGGUUUGAAGUUGAACCUGAGCAAGUCAUUGUAGCUGAUGGUCAUUUUUAUGCCAAGGUAAGUGAAGGGGCCCUUGGUAAUUUUAAAGGGAAUUCCAUCAAAAUUGCACUACAUUCUGUGUCAUUCACUUGUUCAGGUUUGGCUUGUAACCAGAGAUCUUGCCGAAUUCAUAUCCCACGUAUCUAUAACCGUGGGGACUGUACUGUGAGGGUUCAAAAUAAACAACAGAAGAUCACCCGCAUACAAUGAAAGUUUGUGAUUUACGCCGGCCCUUUGGUCCCUGGUCAAAAGUAGUGCACUGAAUAGGGAAUAGGGUGCCAUUAGGACUGACCCUGAGCUCCGCUUACGGGGCGAGGCUUUGAUGUCUUCGGCCCUAGAUCCCUUUAAAACCACACUGAGCCGGGACUAUCACGUCCAGGACCCACUAAAACAGAGCCACAUGUCCAAUGACCAUGGAGUAGAAGUAAAACAGUCCCAAAUGGCACCCUAUUCCUUAUAGAAUAGUGUACUACUUUAGACCAGAACCCUAUCAAAAGUAGUGCACUAUAUAGGAAAUAGGGUGCCAUUUGAGACGUAGACUUUAUCUCUAUGGACCACAGGGUCUGUCUGACCCUGCAACACCUCUAACCAGUACAUACAGGACAACAUUUCAAUAACCACAUCACCUCUACUAUCAUAACAUAGAAUUGUCGGCCAAUGGUCAUUGGAUAUUGGGGCUCAUUUUAGUCUUUAUGGAGCCUGGAUCGAGGUGACUCAGUGAGACGUGUGCAUGUUUACAUAUCACUUUUCAUUUAUGGGAAAUAAUUUUCAAUUUUAACUGUUAUAAUUAUGUAUAUAUAGAUAUUUGUUUAUAUAUUUUAUCUGAAGUUACACCACCGCAUGCCUGCUGAAACAAAGGAGACAAAGAAAUGUCUGUCUGCUUGAGGAGAGACCACGCUGAUUGUUGCAACCCCCUCCUUCAAGCUAUGACCUGUCCUGCUGUCGGGUCACAUUAGCUGUCCAACCCCCUCCUUCAAGCUAUGACCUGUCCUGCUGUCGGGUCACAUUAGCUGUCCAACCCCCUCCUUCAAGCUAUGACCUGUCCUGCUGUCGGGUCACAUUAGCUGUCCAACCCCCUCCUUCAAGCUAUGACCUGUCCUGCUGUCGGGUCACAUUAGCUGUCCAACCCCCUCCUUCAAGCUAUGACCUGUCCUGCUGUCGGGUCACAUUAGCUGUCCAACCCCCUCCUUCAAGCUAUGACCUGUCCUGCUGUCGGGUCACAUUAGCUGUUCAACCCCCCCAACCUAUCCAUUGCUUAAAAACCCAUGACCUUGUGUGUUUAUUUGAUGUGUUUCCCCAUUGGUAGCUAGCAUAGCAUGUUGAUAAUUCUGUGCUAGAACAGGACAGUGUUGGUUUGUCUUAGGUCAAAAGGAGAGAGACUUCCCAGGAGAAAUGUCCACUAUUGCUGCCAUUUUGUGACUCAUCGUCAGAAGAUGGAAGGGGGAUGCCCGACACAGAACUCAGAACUCUAACCUAUCAGACUAUUAAUCCUCAAUGUUUGUGUCACUCAGUCACCACUCAUCUCCAAUCCGGUCAUCAGAAAAUGAUCAAUAGCCUUAACUAACAAACAAACACACACAAGGGGUCUCUAGUGCUUUUUCUGCCAGGACACAACAACGACGGGACACUGACGAAGAAGAAUUUAGUAAAAAGAACAAUGAUAAGGAACUCUCUGUCUCUGUGUUGCAAUAACCCACUGCCAUCACUAACCAGCUGCCCGACCCAUAACCAUUACUGCCUAUCGGGAUGGGCCCCCUCCACCCACUUCUAAGAGAAUUUGGUUUAGCCCAGGUUGUCAACAACCACUGUAAAAUGUGGCCUCUGAGCAUCAUAGAAACACCAGGGAGGACUGGACUGAGGCCAUCCAUUAUCAUUUUGACAGACAGUGGGUGCAUCCUAAAUGGCAUCCUAUUCCCAAUUAAGUGCACUACUUUUGACCGGAGCACUUUGUGGGCCCUGGUCAAAAGUAGUGGACUAUAGGGAAUAGGGUGCCAUUUGAGUCGCCCUCCAUGUUGCAGCAGGGAUUUCUAUGUACUGCACCUCAGCCACUGUUAUAGCCAUAGUGUGUGUCUGUGUCCAUGUACAUGGUGAUCAUGAUGUGACUCUGCCUCUGAGGUGACCUAGAAGAGGGAUAUAUCAAAUAAACCAAUAAUGAUGAUAGUAUACACAGUCUAUUACAAUUAGGAUAGUUUAAUUUACCACCAUUACAUAUCCACACUCUUCCACUGAAUUGAGACAACCAGAUGCAUAAAAGGGCUCCAAGCAUGUCAUUUAGAAUAUGGCCAAUACAUUGCUGCAUUUUAUGCAGUAUAUCAGUUUGGAUAAUUGAAAUGGAGCCAAAGACGGUCCUCAUCACCAUCCUCCCCAUGUGAAACUAUUGUCCCCUUGUCUCCACUGUCCCUCCUGACCUUGGUCUUUUCGACCUUCAGAGACUCACAGACGCAGUGAGGUUUAUCGUGCUGUCACUGUUGUUGGUGUCGUCCUAUUCUUAGGCCUGGGCAGAUUAACUUACAGUAUUGAGUGACACUAGUGGCCGGGACAGAUGCAGUCGAGCUAGAGCCAUGCAUACAGUCUAUAUCAUUCCUGAGUGUGAUGUUCCACAUGUAUGUUUAAACCCAUGGGCCUGUUGUGUUUACCAUAGAAAUAGCAUAGCAAUUUGAUUGGUAAACUCAUGGGUACACUCAAAAUGGCUGCUAGUCCACUCAUUAUGGCAUCAUUGACUUGAAUGGGGAGGCCCCGUUCUACUUAUUCUAGUUAUGUGGUGUUUACCCCCUCAGGGUCAAUGUGGUAUGUAUGUAUGUAGCUGUCCAUAUGCCUGUAGCGCGCUGCGAGGGUCAAGGGCAGACUGUGACAGUAGACCCUGUGAUUGGACAAAAAGAAGACUGUAAAUCAAUAUUCUCAUCUUCUGUCCUAGCUGGGUUUAUUGUCUGUCUGUUGCCCUCGCCGUUGUGUUUGUUAGCUGUAUGUUGGACAAAAGAAUAAUCAAAUAAACAAAGAGGAUGAAUAUGCUA
This is a messenger RNA of Salvelinus fontinalis (brook trout), 9871 nucleotides long. RefSeq names its product diacylglycerol kinase beta-like. Gene Ontology annotation, molecular function: calcium ion binding; ATP-dependent diacylglycerol kinase activity. Bases 1796 to 3880 code for a protein of 694 amino acids. Gene Ontology annotation, cellular component: plasma membrane. Gene Ontology annotation, biological process: diacylglycerol metabolic process; intracellular signal transduction; lipid phosphorylation. The record is from RefSeq and is a predicted model, not a curated record. The transcript is spliced from 21 exons. Lineage: Eukaryota; Metazoa; Chordata; Actinopteri; Salmoniformes; Salmonidae.